Molecule: messenger RNA, 412 nt
Organism: Aphanomyces invadans
Lineage: Eukaryota; Oomycota; Saprolegniomycetes; Saprolegniales; Verrucalvaceae
Exons: 1
Coding region: 61-366 (101 amino acids)
Source: RefSeq, a predicted model, not a curated record
GUUUGCCCAAAGGAGGGCUCACCCGAGUCAUUCUCGCAUUUUCGCCGACCUUUUAACACCAUGCAAGUCUUUUUCGUCGUCGCCGCCAUCGCCGCUGUCGCUGCUGGUCAAUCGGCGACAACGACCGCGAAGCCCUCUGUGACUACCACCAUCAAACCGAUUGUGACUCUGGCGAACGUCACAAAGAACUCGACCAACUCGACCAACUCGACGAUUAUUGUCGCCCCGGAUGAGGAAAUCACGGCCGAGCCCACCACGGUCAAACCCGCGACGAAGGCCCCGACCCCUGCUCCCACGACGUCGUCUGCUUCGGCGGCCGUCGCCAGCGUUGCCGUUCUCGCCGCGACGUGGGCCGCGAUCCAAUAAGCAGUGUUGCUACACCUACUUAAUUGUAUUUAGAGCGUUUUCCACA